CAGAUCGAGAGAAGAUUUCCUGCAGCGACCAUGAGCAGCAACCCUCCAUCUGCGUUCCGGAGAUCAAACUAUUCUAACCGGUGUAGCUCCCCUGAGGAGUACUGGAGUGUGCAGGGCAACAGAUGUGUGCAAUGCAAGAUUCGUUAUCCCAUCAAACCCGGUCAUGAGUUUUCCUCAAACUGUGGCCAGUCAGAUGAUGGAGGAAUGCAUGAAGUUCCCUAUAAAAAGUGCAGCGCGGGAACCUUUAACAAUGGGAAUUUUAUUUGGUGUCAUCCGUGCUCCAUUUGCCCAUCGUCAAAAUUACUGUCGCCCUGCACAGACAUAUCUGACAGCAGCUGCUGUGGAGACGGAGACUGCACAAGUGAAGCCCAGCCUACAACAACACAAAGCACAGUAAUUACAACUAAUCCUCCGAUGACAACAGCCAGUUCCAAGUCAUACACUGAAACUACUAUUUUCAGUGAAACAAUACAAUCGACGUAUUCAGCAAAGACCACCCAAACAGAUCCAACAACCACCUCGAAAAGUUACCCACACCGUGAUAAGCUUUCAGUGACCACCUUGGCUGCUUUCACCAUCUCCAUCCUGCUUUGUGCUUGCUUACUGUGUCUGAUCUACAUCAUUAAGAAAAAGAAACACGGAGGCUGCAGAGAGAUGAAAAAAUGCUUUAGUGAGAGGAGACUGAGUAAUCAUGUACCACUGGCAGACAGCAGGGAACAUUUCAAGUUGGGCAUCACUGAGGACAUCAAGGACAUCAAGGACAUAAAUGACCUUUUGUCCCCUGAAAUAAAGGCCGCUCCACUUCAGUCCGUGCUGAAUAAUAUGGACGUGGUGGAAGAACUCGUCCUUCUGCUGGAUCCGGACAUCCCUGGAGUAAAGAACACUCGCCACCUCGCCGCGAGCUGUUCGAUCCCCUUCACCUGGAUCAACUACGCCUAUUCAAUGAAGGACAGUAGGAGUCCCCUCAUUGCCGUGCUGGAAAGGGUCAUUGCCAAAUACCCAUGCUGGAAUGUAGGUCACUUGGCUGACCUACUGAGCAAUAUUGGGCGGAAUGAUGCAGUGGCUGUUCUUGGGAAACUCUAUUUAACUGCAAUGGAAGUGUAGUUUACAUUUAAAGGGGAAUUCCAGAGAUUUUUCAGCAUUUUCAUAAAAUCUUGAACAUGUGCACAAAGUGGGUUGAAAUGGUGCAAACCUGGAAUUCUUCACAGUGGAAAAAUGUACUACAGUGUCUACAAUGCAAAUAUACCCAUUUUAUUUACUCCAAGCCCUCAUGUAAACAAUGAGUGUAACUAGUUCUGUCUUCUGAGUUUUAAUAGUUUUUCUGCAAUGAUGAUACUGGUUAAAAAAUAGAAGUUAAUUCAAAAACAUAUUUUCUUUGGGGUCUAUGUAGGUUCACAGCACCCUGUAUGUAUCUCUUCAUCAUAAAUGUACUCAACUAUAUAUGGUUGAGGUUAUAACGUGCCGCAGUGACGCAGGUCUUCAGCACCGCAGGUGUUUGGCUCCCAUCACCACUGCAGGUGUUUGGUUCCCAUCACCACUGCUAUGACUGAAUGAUGCAACUUCAGAUCAAACCACUGAAUGACUUUUUCAGUAAAAAAGCAAUUCUGUGAAAUUCUGCUUUAAAAUUUGACAUUAAUUCAUAAAUGUACUAAAUAUGGUCUUCUGCCCCUGGACAAAACCACUUGGCGCUGAUAAAAGACUCCUUUGACCAUCUUACAAGAAAGACGAGGAGGCAUUUGUUCAAGUGUAAAUGAGUGUAUAACCCCAGAGUCGGGCUGCUGUGGUCUUAAUACGUUUAUAUAUUUGGGACAAUGUGUAGUUGGAAAUUUGACCCGUCUUUGAAAAGGAACAGGCGUACUACGUCGUCAGUGUUGGUGUCUUAGGGGAAAGAGAAUAACAAUAACUGCUUCUAUCUAGGGAUACACAGAUAUUGCAAUCAUAUCGCUACUAGAAAUUUGGACAACUGUUCAGAUUUAAUGGACAUUUUGUGAUUUUUUUUUGGUUUUCCAGAAGAGUAGAAUGGCCUCAAUUCCCACAUGGGUGUAUUCAUUCAUCAAUCCUGUUCCUUCUGGCAUGGUUACAAAUAUCAACAAAAUAUAAUUCUGGCAUCUUAUUAUUGCAUGAUUAAAAAACAAACCAACCUGAA
This is a messenger RNA of Pygocentrus nattereri (red-bellied piranha), 2146 nucleotides long. It is a transcript of the gene igflr1, whose product is annotated as IGF-like family receptor 1. Lineage: Eukaryota; Metazoa; Chordata; Actinopteri; Characiformes; Serrasalmidae. The record is from RefSeq and is a predicted model, not a curated record. Gene Ontology annotation, molecular function: protein binding. Bases 31 to 1104 code for a protein of 357 amino acids. The transcript has 7 exons.